AACCAGGAGGCUUGAACCUAAAAACUGCACCGCAUCAUUCUCCAUUACGAUUCACCGUGUUUUUAUCACAGUAACGCACAUCCCAAAAUGGCUCUUCGAAUGACCAGAAAUCGCUUGGCUUCUACCAGGACCGACCUCGGUGGGAAGGCCUGCUCGGUGACCGGGCCUUCACUGAAGCCUCGAGCGGCCCUCGGCGAAAUCGGAAACAUCGCAGCUAACAAAGAAGCACAGAAAAAGACUGUCAAGACAGAGGCUGUCAAGAAGACCAAAGUCACCACAAAAGUUGAAAAAGCAGCGGUUGUUGAACAACCAAAAAAUGUCGUUCCUGUUAACCCAAAGCCUGAGGUGCAGGUUCCACCUGAACCAGCAUCCCCUACUCCAAUGGAGACUUCGGGCUGUGAGCCUGCUGACCUCUGUCAAGCGUUUUCAGAUGUCAUUCUUAACACCGCCGUCAGGGACGUGGAUGCAGAGGACUACGACAACCCCAUGCUCUGCAGUGAAUAUGUGAAAGACAUCUACAAAUACCUCCGACAUCUUGAGGUUGAGCAAAACGUCAGGCCAGCCUUUCUGCAGGGCCAGGAGGUGACCGGUAACAUGCGGGCCAUUCUCAUAGACUGGCUUGUGCAAGUGAGCCUUAAGUUCCGUCUGCUACAGGAGACGAUGUACAUGACUGUGGCAAUCAUUGACCGUUUUCUUCAGGACCACCCAGUCCCCAAGAAGCAGCUGCAACUGGUUGGUGUGACUGCCAUGUUUCUUGCUUCCAAAUACGAGGAGAUGUAUCCCCCUGAGAUCUCAGACUUUGCCUACGUGACGGACAGGGCCUACACCACCGCCCAGAUCAGAGACAUGGAGAUGACAAUCCUCCGUGUGCUCAAGUUCAAACUGGGCCGUCCUCUUCCCCUGCAGUUCCUUAGAAGGGCCUCAAAAAUUUGCGAGGUAACUGCUGAGCUACACACUCUGGCAAAAUACCUCCUGGAGCUCACCAUGGUUGACUAUGAGAUGGUUCACUUCCCACCUUCCAUGGUGGCCAGUGCCGCUUUAGCCCUUGCCCUCAAAGUCUUAAAUGCUGGUGAAUGGGAUGUGACACUGCAGCACUACAUGGACUACACAGCAGAGAGUUUAAUUCCUGUGAUGGCACACAUUGCCAAGAAUGUUAUGAAAGUGAACGAUGGGCUGACCAAACACAUGGCUGUAAAAGGCAAAUACUCGACUUCAAAGCAGAUGAGGAUUGCCACCAUCUCACAGCUCAAGUCUUCUGUGGUGAAGGAUCUUGCAAAGCAGCUCACCCAGUGAGAUGAUCAAAUGUGUUGGCACCAUGUGCUGAUUUGUAAAAUUGUAACUUAAAUUUUUAACAUUGCUCAAGGGUCAGCAAACUAAGGACCAAGUCAGUGGUUUGCAUGUUUAACCAACUGAAACUCGGGUUACUUUUAACUGACCAUUUUCCGAAGAAUGCAACAGUUUUUAAUGUGUAAAAUGACUUGUACAGCAAUACUUAUUUACAUAUGCUUUUUUGUUAAAUGUGCUUUUUAUCUAUUAAAUGGUUCUGACCAGCAAUUUCCCCUUGUCACUAAUUGUGAUUGCCACUAGAGGCUGCUCUAAGCUUGCAGUUGCUUGCCUCAGUGCUUUCAGUUCAUUGUACAGUGUAUCAUGCUCCCCUUUGGAAGACAAUUAAUGCCACCUACUCACAAAUGGGUUUCCUACUAUAACUGCACAUUAGGUUUUUGAAAGGUGGACACACUUACCUAUCUAGACUGAAUUUCACAGCUUUUUUUUUUAAUAUUUGAACAUCUGUUUAGAAGUGUGGAGAAUGUAGGGGAGGGCUACAACUGCUUUUCAUUGUGCAUUGCAUGACAAACACCCUGAAUAAAA
Chelmon rostratus (copperband butterflyfish) is the source of this 1869-nucleotide messenger RNA. It is a transcript of the gene ccnb1, whose product is annotated as cyclin B1. Gene Ontology annotation, cellular component: mitochondrial matrix; cyclin B1-CDK1 complex; nucleus. The transcript has 9 exons. The record is from RefSeq and is a predicted model, not a curated record. NCBI's taxonomy places the organism in Eukaryota, Metazoa, Chordata, Actinopteri, Chaetodontiformes, Chaetodontidae. The coding region runs from base 88 to 1293 and encodes 401 amino acids. Gene Ontology annotation, biological process: regulation of cyclin-dependent protein serine/threonine kinase activity; mitotic cell cycle phase transition; mitotic metaphase chromosome alignment. Gene Ontology annotation, molecular function: cyclin-dependent protein serine/threonine kinase regulator activity.